AAAACUCGAAGAAGAAGAAGAGGUGACGUUGCGCUGUUCCCAUUGGCUCACACAGCCUCGGCCGCUCCGCGUCACGGCCGCAGCGCGUCUGCUCCUCUGCAGUCUGAGUGUUGGUCAAACAUCAGUGACUCUUCUGAGCGGAGAGGAAGGCCUCGUCCUGUCCGUGACUUCACCGUCUGAUCUCAUCAACACCGUAGAAGAAGAGCAGGAGGAGCAGGAGGAGCAGGAGGAGCAGCUGACCCUGUCUGGACAUGAAGGCUGACAUGAGCUUCACUUCAGCUCCAGGUUCUCUGCUGUAGAUCAGGAGAGUGGAGCUGUUACGUCAGUGCCUGUGUGCCCGCAGAGAGAGAGAGACAGACGGGCAGACAGACAGACGGGCAGACAGGCAGACAGACAGGCAGGCAGACAGACACAGACAGACAGGCAGGUAGACAGACAGGCAGGCAGGCAGACAGACAGGCAGACAGACAGGCAGGUAGACAGGCAGACAGACAGACAGGCAGGCAGACAGACAGACAGAGAGACAGACAGGCAGACAGACAGGGGGGUACCUGGCUCCAGGGUCCAGAUGGGGAACAGUGCACUGAAGUCUCACCUGGAAACCUCCCAGAAGACCGGAGUGUUCCAGCUGACAGGGAAAGGACUGCAGGAGUUUCCAGAGGAGCUGCAGAGACUCAUCGCCAACCUGCGGACCGUCGACCUCUCCGGGAACAAGAUCGAGCUCCUUCCCGCCGCCAUCGGGAACUUCCUGCAGCUCAAGAGUCUGACGCUCAACUCCAACAGGCUCACCAGUCUCCCCAGUGAGAUCGGGAAACUGAAGAAGCUGGAGACUCUGAGUCUGAAUGGGAACCGGAUCCAGCAGCUGCCCCCCACUCUGGGCCAGCUCAGAGCUCUGCGGACCCUCAACCUGUCCGGGAACCAGAUCUCAGAGUUCCCCCCCGGACUGGGGACCCUGAGGCACCUGGACCUGCUGGACCUUUCCCGCAACAAGAUCCGAAAUGUCCCCGCAGCCGUGUCCGAGCUGCAGAGCAUCGAGAUCAACCUCAACCAGAACCAGAUCUCGGUGCUGUCGGCGGACGUCUCCCUGUGUCCCCGUCUGAAGGUGCUCCGUCUGGAGGAGAACUGCCUGGAGCUGUCCUCCAUCCCUCACUCCAUCCUGGGGGACUCCCAGGUGUCCCUGUUCUCACUGGAGGGAAACCUGUUCGAGGUGAAGAACCUCAGAGACCUGGAGGGAUACGACAAGUACAUGGAGCGUUUCACGGCCACCAAGAAGAAGUUUGCCUGAUGACCUUCAACUGCGAGUCUGAAUUGCGGAGCGUCACCAGGGGGGCGGGGUCAGCCGAGACUCCGCCCACCACUGAAGUGCUGCUUCUUCUGCUGCGAAAAUACAAACCUCCUCACACAGCCGGGUCAGUCCUCCUCACAGCCCCCACCCCCCCUGCUGGACUUUAUGAGAAGACCUGCUGCUUCCUGUCUGAUUCAUUUAAAGUACGGACAGACAGACAGACAGUCUCUGAGAGCUUCACAAGGAAACGGCAUGAAGAAAACCGAUUUACCACCAGAGAAGAAGAAGACGGAGCUGUUUGUGAUGAGAAACCUUCACUGUGUUUCAUGUUGACAGCAGAGACUCAGGGAUGCGUUCACAGUCACCAACGUUCACUAACGUUCACUAACGCUUGUCUCUUUAAUUAUUAUUUUCUUUAACCUUUAAAUUCUUCUAAAUGUCUCUGCAGGAAGCUGAAAUAUUUAAUGGACAUAACUUAAACAUAACUGUUCAAAUACAUAAACGUCAUGUUUGGAAACGUAACCGGAGUAAAUCCUCGGCCAUCACUGUUCAACUUAUAGAGAAAACACGAACAAAUAAAUAAACUGCAGCUGAAAGAAUGAAUUCACAGAAAAGAAAAUAAUCUGCAACAAUGUGAGAACUCAAUAUUAAUCUCUGCUGGUUUUUACACUAAACAAUAAUCAAGGGUUCAUUUAAUUUAAGAUGAAUCAAUAAUGAAAAUAUUUAUUAGUAAAAUACUGGAUAUGAUGCAAAACAAUAAAAUAGAAAAUGUGUCUUUGUAUAAUACCUGUGGAUAAAAACCUGUCACUGUGUAUUUAAUCAAUAAAUCUUAGUAAACUAGAAUGUAUUAAAUUCUUCCCAUUAAUCUGCUUAUUAAAGAUCAUGAUCUUCCUCUAAACACAUGAAGAAGAACAGAACUCUGAAGUGAUGACGGUUAAAAUGUAUUUACAUGAUCAAAUCUGAUUCACACUGAAUUUAAAUUCAUAAAAUCAAUAAUUAUUCUUAUUUUUAGUUAAGAAUUAUUAAUAUAUUUAAUUCACAAUGAUACCGUUUUUUAAAGCGACACUUGAUGUUGAAGUUGAGCCGAUGAAUCCCAUAAAAUAAUAGUGAGACUGUAGAUAAGUCCUCUCCUGAUGAACAGAAACGUUUUAGGAUCUGAAUCUGAUUUAAGAUUUGAUUUAUAGAAAUAAAACUCGUUAACGGAUCAGAAUGUCUCAACAUCAUUUUAGGUCUUUGACUCUGUUGUGCUUAUAAAUGAAGGUUUCUGCAGUAAAUAAUGAAGUGGAGGAUCCAACAGAAAGAUAUUGAACUUAUUAUUUAUCAUGUUUGGACUUCCUGUUUGUAAUAUUAACUCUUUAUUUCCUGUCAGCUGCUUUUUAAAGGACAGAAGGUUGUGUUUUCUCUUAUUGAAGCAUGAAGCAUGUUCUACACGUACUGCAGUUUGAUAUAUAUAUAUAUAUAUAUAUAUAUAUAUAUCCCCUCUGAAUG
Molecule: messenger RNA, 2773 nt
Organism: Anoplopoma fimbria (sablefish)
Lineage: Eukaryota; Metazoa; Chordata; Actinopteri; Perciformes; Anoplopomatidae
Gene: lrrc57
Product: leucine rich repeat containing 57
Exons: 6
Coding region: 569-1285 (238 amino acids)
Molecular function (GO): protein binding
Source: RefSeq, a predicted model, not a curated record